Messenger RNA from Apodemus sylvaticus (European woodmouse), 867 nucleotides. RefSeq names its product NFIL3 like basic leucine zipper (gene Nfilz). Gene Ontology annotation, cellular component: nucleus. The record is from RefSeq and is a predicted model, not a curated record. The coding region runs from base 1 to 867 and encodes 288 amino acids. Lineage: Eukaryota; Metazoa; Chordata; Mammalia; Rodentia; Muridae. The transcript has a single exon. Gene Ontology annotation, biological process: circadian rhythm; regulation of DNA-templated transcription. Gene Ontology annotation, molecular function: DNA-binding transcription factor activity; DNA binding.
AUGAAUGUGGAUGGCUUGGGCCUACCCAACAUUUCUCAGGGUCCCAGCAAAGUAUUUUGGGACACUCGCAGGGGUCCAACCACGCGCAGGCGGAGGGAGUUCAUGCCGGAAGAGAAGAAGGACACAGUUUACUGGGAGAAACGGAGGAAGAACAACGAGGCGGCCAAGCGGUCUCGAGAAAAGCGACGUCUCAAUGAUGUGGCCAUUGAAAGCAGGCUGGUCAUGCUGCUGGAAGAGAAUGCUAUACUAAGGGCUGAGCUGCAAGCGCUCAAACUUCAGUUUGGCUUGUUGCCAUCCAUGUGUGGUCCUCGGAUGGGGCCCCUGCAGGCCUUACUGUGGAAGUCUUCCUGGACUGGGGAGGCUCAUCCAGAGGCUGGCUCGUUUUUACCUUUGCCUGGUGGCGAUGGUUGCCUGAUCAAACCAUUUGCUGUGGAUUCUGGGAUUCCAGCUUGCUCCGGCUGCCUGGUGGCUCAGGGAUGGCCUGGAUUAGCUGCGUCUCCCAGGAUCUUGCAGGAAUCAGAGCCCCUGCCCCACCGGAUAGUUGACAGGACCUUUCACGAUGCCUUCCCAGCUGCCGUCUUUGGUUGCCAUUUUCUAGACAGGCAUGUGGGAACCAGACCGGAGUUGAAGACUUGUUGUAGCCUGUGGUCACCUGUGCCCACUGGACCCCAUGCCCCAGGGUCCUCAGGUAUAUCAAUGACAUCCUCGGAGAGUUCCAUGGGGUUUCCUCCUGGUAUGACCUGCCCUGUCCCAGGUGACAGGUCUGAGGGUCUGGCUCAGAUUUCCCUGCCUCACAAGCUGGGCAUCAAAUCCCAAGCUUCAAGUGGAUUAUGCCAAGGUUGGGAAGCUUGCCAGGGAAGCCCCUGA